Cinclus cinclus is the source of this 1746-nucleotide messenger RNA. RefSeq names its product cytochrome P450 3A12-like. The transcript is spliced from 12 exons. Gene Ontology annotation, biological process: oxidative demethylation; steroid metabolic process. The coding region runs from base 1 to 1533 and encodes 510 amino acids. NCBI's taxonomy places the organism in Eukaryota, Metazoa, Chordata, Aves, Passeriformes, Cinclidae. Gene Ontology annotation, molecular function: oxidoreductase activity, acting on paired donors, with incorporation or reduction of molecular oxygen; heme binding; iron ion binding. The record is from RefSeq and is a predicted model, not a curated record.
AUGGAUCUGCUGCCCAGCCUGUCCCCUGUCACCUGGCUGCUCUUCAUCGCCUGCCUGUGCCUCGUGGCCCUCUAUGGGAUAUGGCCCUACCAGACCUUCAAGAAGCUGGGUAUUCCUGGCCCACGGCCUCUGCCUUUUGUGGGAACUUUCCUGGAGUACCGGCAUGGAGUCCACAAUUUUGAUCAGAAAUGCUUUGAAAAGUAUGGAAAAAUCUGGGGGUUUUAUGAUGGCAGGCAGCCCGUGCUGGCUGUUUUGGACCCCAUCCUCAUCAAAAACAUCCUGGUGAAAGAGUGUAAUGACAUUUUUACUAAUCGCCGGAACUUUCGUCUGAACGGGAUCCUGGAGUCGGCCCUCAACGUGGCUGAAGAUGAGCAGUGGAAAAGGAUUCGUACAGUGCUGUCUCCAACCUUCACCAGUGGGAAGCUGAAGGAGAUGUUCCAUAUCAUUAAUCACUAUGGUGAAAAAUUAGUGCAAAACAUUGAGAAGAAGGUGGCUAAUGAUGAGUUCGUGACUGCGAAGGACAUUUUUGGAGCUUACAGCAUGGAUGUGGUGACCAGCACUUCUUUCAGUGUCAAUGUUGACUCCAUGAACAACCCCAAUGACCCCUUUGUCACCAACAUUAAGAAAUUUCUCCAAUUCAGUUUCCUAAGUCCUGUUUUCUUACUCUUAGUGUUGUUCCCCUUUGUUAUUCCUGUGCUGGAAAGGAUGAAGGUGACUCUGUUACCCUCAGACGUCAUGGACUUCUUCAAGAAUGUCUUCACAAAAAUGAAGAAGGAACGGGAAAAGAGCAGCAGCACGAACCGGGUGGAUUUCCUGCAGCUCAUGAUUGAAUCACAGAACUCACAUGAUGGCUCCAAGUCUGCUGAGACCAACUUGGACAAAACAUUAAGUGAUGAGGAGGUUCUGGCCCAGGCUCUUAUCUUUGUCUUUGCUGGUUAUGAGACCACCAGCUCCACCCUCAGCUACAUAGCCUACAACCUGGCCACCCACCCUGAUGUGCAGCAGCGACUCCAGGAUGAGAUCGAUACACACCUGCCCAACAAGGCUGCUCCCACGUACAGCACAAUCACUCAGAUGGAGUACUUGGAUAUGGUGGUGAACGAAUCCAUCCGGCUCUACCCUGCCGGGGGCCGGCUCGAGAGGGUCUGCAAGAAGACUGUGGAGCUCAGUGGAGUGAUUAUUCCAGAGGGAAUGGUGGUCCUGAUCCCAGCCUUCGUGCUGCACCGCGACCCGCAGUACUGGCCAGAGCCGGAUGAGUUCAGGCCUGAGAGGUUUAGUAAAGAGAACAAAGAGGGUAUUGACCCCUAUACCUUCCUGCCAUUCGGGGCUGGCCCCAGGAACUGCAUAGGGAUGAGGUUUGCUCUCCUCAUUGUGAAAGUGGCUGUGGUUGUCCUGUUGCAGAACUUCUCAUUCAGACCCUGCAAAGACACACCGGUGAGGAUGUGGGGUGAUGUGUGUCAUUAUCUGCCCCCUACUCCCUUUGAGAUGGUCCUACUGUUGCAUGGGAAUAACUGUUUAAAUAUCUUCAGUUAAUUUUAAGGGCCUCACUGCAAGUUACUUACGCUUUUUUAAAAAAGCCUCUACAGAAGCAUAUUUAAUGUUAGUGGGAUGUUUAGGCUGAAAUCCCUGAGGUCCUGUGCCUGUCUUUGGGUGCACCUAAAUUGUGGGGUGCUCUCCCCUACAGUGCACCGUUGGUCUCUUUGACCCAGCUUAGGAAAGACCCUGCUCCAGAGAGCAGGAAAGGAA